CCAUCAAGCCUGGCGGAACCUUUGGCUGGGUUUCGGAAGCUCUCUCAGUCAAACUUUGUGGCAUCAGUGAUUUUCCGAUAUCUAUCCAUGGAUUCCACUCCUACUGACAAGCUUUGGAAAGACAUUGGUCAGUUUGCUCGCGACGUAGACAGGUUCGAGCGAACAGCAUACGCCUUGCAGCAGACUGGCAGCCCAAAGCAUUUACCAGCGAUUAAGAGCAUUAUACAAGCAUUGAACGACCAAGCGCAUGCGUUGGCAAGACAUCUGAAAGCCGCCAAGGGGUUGCCAGAGGGUCAGCACCUUCUACUCUUGACCCAAGACUGCGAGCGUGACAGUGUAGAUCUUCUGAAAUACCUCAAAGGUCUUGUCGCAUCUACUCGCGCAGCUAUCCUGCGUAAUUCAAACGAGCCAACAUCUAUCGUCCUGAGAUGGGCGCCUAUCCAGAGUCUGAUCAGCAAAUCGAGAAGUCUUCGGGCGGCUUUUGAAUCUUCUGUAUUAUAUACACAUCACGAGGAUAAGAGCUUCAUUCACGUAUGCCUGCCGAUACCACUGGAAAGCUUGGAACGCUCCUGCCAUUCCGACCAACACAUUGGCUAUGAGAAGCGAAGGCAGCGCAGAACGCCAUGGGCAGAAGGGUAUGAUCGCCACAUCUCAAGCAAUCCCUCUGAUAGCUGUGCUAUCAUGACUGCCGAAAAGAUCAGUCAACUACACAGGCAUGCAUUGCCGCCUUCCACAAGUCCGCACGACGUCAUUCGGCAAGUCGUCACCAGGCCCAAUUGCCAUCAGGACGUCAAAACUACACAAAUAGCCCGAUUGUGCAAUACGUGGGAGGGUCUAUUUUACCGACAACCUUUGUCCACCAUGGUUCUAAUGUAUGCCACUCAGCCAUUCGAGAUCGCUCUGAGCGCACCAGUCGCCCAACUUCAGAAAAUGGCGCGGUAUUCGUCCAUGCAUGAGUGUCAUCAGCCUUCUUACAAUCUCUACUAUGAGAUGCUUGAGACCAGUGUGCAAGGGGGAUCUCAAGACAUUCAUUCCACGCUAUCGCAACUCCCGUCCCACUGCAGCUCCCAUCAAGCAGCAACGAUACGGGCAAACGUGCCAUAUCCCGAGAUCGAAAGCCCUGACAGAGCGUCAUGUAAAGCCGGCUAUCUUGAGGAAGACCAAGCGUCAGAAUCGCUCUGUCAGCUUGCGUCGGCUUGCCUCAUGGUCAUGGGAUUGGCAGACCCCCUGUACGGCACCGUUUUCCAGCGACAUCUCAUGUAUCUCGCACACAUUCUCCGACAGGACGCCUUAUCAGUAGACAGGGUCCAACAAUACCUCGACGCCAUAGCAGAUACGAUGGCGGACGCGCAAUCCAAAUCCCCCACCAAGCCCAUCAUGUGGUUGGACGUCCCGCAGAUGAUGGGGUCUCUACCUCUGGAACCCGAGCUUCAAUGUCACUCGGACAUCCUGACUUUUGCAGCACGAGAAGCUCUCCCUCUUCCCCUCCACGCACUACCCGCUCACGACGAGGCCCGCCGCCGCUUCGCGAUCGCAGCGCACGCCCUUGCCAGCUGGUCAUCGUGCCUGCCCGACACACACGCAGACAAGAUCUUCGAGCCUAGUCUACACAAGCGACGGAGCAUGCUGAAGUACAUGCUCACGCACCUCACGCCGCCGGAGAGCACGGUGUACUGCGGCAAAUUCAGCCUGUGGAAAGAGGCCAUUCGGCUCUGCAACUCCGGACACGUCAAGGAGCCUACUGUGCUGCUGGUCACCUUUUUGGCAAGCUCGCAGCGGCCCGACUUGCUGUUCGAGCAGGCUUUUCAGUCGUUGUUGGAGGUCAGCGGGCGGCUGAACGGGCUGUUGCAAGCGCUGAGGGCCGCGGCGAGGGAUGUUGUGUCCCCGAGUCAUUUCUUGUUUUGUAUUGGGAAGCUGGAACACAGAAUGCGGAUGACGGAAGAGAUGUGCGAUGAUGAGAAAACACGGGGCGCUGAGGGCAGUAAGAAAGAAAUGGCAGAGAUUGAGUACCGCGGGUGGUGAAUAAUACGAGUGGCCAAUUCGGGGCUCGAGGCAGUGACCUGUGAAGCGAGCGAGGAUGCCUCGAUGAUGCCAGAGUUCGAGCGUGGUGUUUCUGUGAUGCUUUGUCGUCGCCAAGUUGUGCAAUGUGUAUCUUUCGAGAACUGUCAGCCACAAUGAUGUACUGUGUGCUCAGCUUUGCUUUCCGCCUAGAUCCAGUCCAAAAGAGCGUCGCCGCCGACCUUUUCCUUUGACAAGCCGUGCACUCCGGGCCCCCAGGGCAGGGCGGCGCGUCCAAUAAGACGUACUACGGUACAGCCCCCCUCUACAGGCGUUU
Molecule: messenger RNA, 2335 nt
Organism: Didymella exigua CBS 183.55
Lineage: Eukaryota; Fungi; Ascomycota; Dothideomycetes; Pleosporales; Didymellaceae
Exons: 2
Coding region: 88-2022 (644 amino acids)
Source: RefSeq, a predicted model, not a curated record